AUGUCCGAAGCGGAUUUAUUACAACCAGGAAACGUUGUACGUGAUCGUUGGAAAGUGUUAACCAAAAUCGGUGGUGGUGGUUUUGGUCAGAUAUACGAAGCAUUUGAUCUCUUAACAAAAGAAAAUGUUGCACUUAAACUUGAAUCUGCAAAACAGCCUAAACAAGUACUUAAAAUGGAAGUUACUGUAUUACGACGACUCCAAGGCAAAGAUCAUGUGUGCAAGUUCUUAGGGGGUGGAACAAAUGAAAUGUAUAACUAUGUCGUGAUGACACUUCAAGGAAAAAAUUUAGCUGAACUACGUCGUAGUCAAACGCGACAAUGUUUUUCAUUAUCAACGUCAUUGCGUAUUAGUGCUCAAAUAUUGGAUGCUAUUGAAUCUAUACAUUCUAUUGGUUUUCUUCAUCGUGAUAUUAAACCAUCAAAUUUUGCUAUGGGUAGAUUACCGUCCAACUGUCGAAAAGUUUAUAUGUUAGACUUUGGUUUAGCGAGAAAAUACACAAAUGCUGAAGGAACUGUAAGAGCAGCGCGACCACAAGCCGGAUUUAGAGGAACAGUACGCUAUGCAUCGAUUAAUGCUCACAAAAAUAAAGAAAUGAGUCGUCACGAUGAUUUGUGGAGUUUAUUUUAUAUGUUAAUUGAAUUUGUCACGGGACAAUUACCGUGGAGACGGAUAAAAGAUAAAGAACAAGUUGGACAAAUGAAAGAGAAAUAUGAUCAUUCAACAUUCUUGAAAAAUUUACCGUCUGAAUUUAAACAAUUUCUUGAACAUAUUCAGUCGCUUGAUUAUGUCGAUAAACCAAAUUAUGAAUUAUUAAAAAGUUUAUUUCAUCAAUCAAUUGCACGACGCAGUAUCAAAGAAAGUGAACUAUUCGAUUGGGAAAAAGAAACUGAAGACGAAGUAAUAACACCAAAUUCCGCCGUUUUGCAAACUCAACAACAGCAACAACAAAAAGAACCAACACAACCUAUUGUUAGUUCCUUUGAAUUAUGA
Didymodactylos carnosus is the source of this 993-nucleotide messenger RNA. NCBI's taxonomy places the organism in Eukaryota, Metazoa, Rotifera, Eurotatoria, Philodinida, Philodinidae. The record is from the annotation of a GenBank genome assembly.